This is a messenger RNA of Penicillium taxi, 669 nucleotides long. Its product is annotated as putative lactoylglutathione lyase (Glo1). Lineage: Eukaryota; Fungi; Ascomycota; Eurotiomycetes; Eurotiales; Aspergillaceae. The coding region runs from base 1 to 669 and encodes 222 amino acids. The transcript has 2 exons. The record is from RefSeq and is a predicted model, not a curated record.
AUGUCCGACCCCAGCUUCGCACGUUCAUCAACCGACCAUGCACUUGGUGAAUUUUUACCAAAUGGCAAUAAGACUGAUACGCCUUUGCCAGCAAAUGGACCGACCACCGGCUUUAAGCUGAACCAUAUGAUGAUGAGAAUCCGCGAUCCUGCACGCUCAAUGCACUUCUACAUUGACCUAAUGGGAAUGCGAACCGUUUUCACAAUGAAUGUCGGACCCUUCACAAUCUACUACCUAGGCUAUCCUAAGACAGCAGAACAUCGCGAGAAUCCAUCAAAGUUUGGGGAAGAUACAGUCGCAAGUCUGGCUCAUACCCUUGGACUAUUAGAGCUCUAUCAUAUACAUGGUAGUGAAAAUGAGCCUGAGGGUCUAUACAGCACUGGGAAUCAGCCUCCCAAUCUCGGCUUUGGACAUCUGGGUUUUACAGUGCCUGAUGUCCCUGCGGCUUUGAAGCACCUGCAAAGUAAUGGGGUCGAGAUUUUGAAAGAUCUGGGGGUCGCCACUCGGGAGUCCAUUCCUUUAAGUCCAUGGGAAGCCCAGCGUGGUCUUGGAUUGGGCGAUGUACACCCCGAAUACCAGAAGGUAUUCAAACAGAUUGCAUUUAUCAAAGAUCCGGAUGGAUAUAUCGUGGAGCUUGUACCACAGCAGAUGAACCCUCUUGAGCCAUGA